AUGCCUAAUAUUAAAGUUUUCAGCGGAUCAUCUCAUCCUGAUUUGGCUCAAAAAAUUGUGGAGAGACUUGGUAUAAACAUUGGAAAGACAGUUCUCAAAAAAUUCAGCAAUCAAGAAACCUGUGUGGAAAUUGGUGAAAGUGUCCGUGGUGAAGAUGUCUUCAUAGUACAAUCAGGAUGUGGCAAAGUAAAUGACAAUCUAAUGGAGGCAUUAAUUAUGAUUAAUGCUUGUAAGAUUGCCUCUGCAGCAAGAGUUACUGCUGUUAUACCAUGUUUUCCAUAUGCUCGACAAGACAAAAAGGACAAAUCUCGAGCUCCAAUCAGUGCUAAGUUAAUAGCUAACAUGCUUUCUGUAGCUGGAGCAGAUCAUAUUAUUACAAUGGAUCUACAUGCAAGUCAGAUUCAAGGAUUCUUCGAUAUACCAGUAGAUAACUUGUAUGCUGAACCAGCUGUACUCAAAUGGAUUAAAGAAAACAUUCCUAAUUGGCAGCAGUGUGUGAUAGUUUCUCCUGAUGCUGGAGGUGCAAAGCGUGUUACCUCAAUUGCCGAUCGACUGAAUGUCGACUUUGCAUUGAUCCAUAAAGAAAGAAAGAAGGCUAAUGAAAUAGCCUCUAUGGUUCUUGUUGGUGAUGUCAAGGAUAGGACUGCAAUCCUAGUUGAUGACAUGGCUGACACAUGUGGAACUAUCUGUGAAGCUGCAAAGAGGUUAAUAGAGGCUCAAGCAUCAAAGGUCUAUGCCAUUUUAACUCAUGGUAUAUUUAGUGGACCAGCACUUGCAAGAAUAAAUGACGCUACUCUUGAGGCUUUGGUCGUUACUAAUACUAUACCCCAAGAUGAGAAUAUGAAAAAAUGCCCAAAAAUUCAGUGUAUCGAUGUUAGCAUGAUCCUUGCUGAAGCCAUAAGGAGAACUCAUAAUGGUGAAUCCGUCUCUUACCUCUUCAGCCACGUACCAAUGUAAAAUCCGUACUGACGGAAAUGCCAGCAACAAGAUUCUUUCUGACUGUGAUUUUUUUGACCUUCGAACUUAUAAAAUUACCUAAUCUCAUUUUCAUCAUUCAGCUAAUUUUAAUUGAAAGCUUACAAUAGCUGAUAUGAAUUUGCUUAACCUAAUCUUGUAAUCUCAUGAUUGAAUCAUAAAUAUCAUGAUUUUAUUUUGAUAAAAUCAUAUAAUCUUGAGAUCAAUCAAUUUUUGAUGUGAUAUCUUGCUGUUUUAUCUGAAUGAUAUUUUUCAUUUCAAGAAAAUUUUCUGAAAAUAUUCCCUUUGUUCAUUAGAAGUAAGUAAUUUUCUUGGAUAUUUUGUAUUUCAUUUUUGUUUUCAAGUUUAUUUAAAUCAACUAAGCAGGAAUUUCUAGGUGAAAUGGAUGUUAACCAAUGGUAAAUCGUUUUUUUGUUCAA
Molecule: messenger RNA, 1394 nt
Organism: Tetranychus urticae (two-spotted spider mite)
Lineage: Eukaryota; Metazoa; Arthropoda; Arachnida; Trombidiformes; Tetranychidae
Product: ribose-phosphate pyrophosphokinase 1
Biological process (GO): ribonucleoside monophosphate biosynthetic process; 5-phosphoribose 1-diphosphate biosynthetic process; purine nucleotide biosynthetic process
Cellular component (GO): ribose phosphate diphosphokinase complex; cytoplasm
Molecular function (GO): magnesium ion binding; ATP binding; ribose phosphate diphosphokinase activity
Source: RefSeq, a predicted model, not a curated record